UCUGUUGUUAAAUUUUGUUAAAGUUUCUUGAUGAUAAAUUUUGUGCUCAUUGCCAAAAGGAAUACUUGUAUCACAUAGCUCACUACUAGUGCCUGCUGUUCGUGUUUGUUUUUUAGUUCAUAAAUUAUCAAAUUAUAUUGAUUAUUGAAUGGCUCUGCUCACUACUGCUAUGCUGUGUUGUACUCUGGUUUGUGUCUUCUUCGCUGCUGUGCUGUGUUUUUUGGCUCUCUGUUGUUCACUGCUGAGCAUUUUUGUGUUUAAUUAAGUCAAUUAAAACUAUGCUUUGGGCUUAAUUGUGCUCAGAUUGUUCUGCUGUGCUGUGCUGUUGUUGUGCUGAUGUUUUGUGUUUUGUGAUUCUUUGCUUAGUGAUGUGCUGCUGGAGACUGAAUUGCUGCUAUUUUGUUUGUGUUUCAAUUUUGAGUUUGUAUUUAAAUAAAUUCACAAGACUUUGGUUGAUGACAUUUGUGUAAUGUUUUAAAUUUAGAAGACAUCUUAAGAUUUAUAUUAGACUAAAAUUAUGUUUUAGGAUAUUUAUUUAUAAUUUAUUUAUUAUAAUGGUUUUUUUAGUUGGAUCACAAUUGAACUGGUUAAAUCAAUAAAUCAGUGAAUUAAUGACUAGAACGGUUCGAUAAUUGGCUCGGUUUUCAGAACCUUGGUUUAUUGUGUGGAGUAUUGUUUUAGUGAACUCAUGGUUGCUGCUUAAACUAAUGGUUCCUUACUCUUAUCAUUCCUUGAUCUCUUGAUUUCUAGUUUUGUUGUUUGAAUAUGUUCAUGGGUUUUUUCAAUGUAAUUGAAUAAGUGGAUUGAAGGUUGAUUCCUUGUUUACCUAUUUUGAUAACUGAAGAAUGACUGUUUUGAAGCGGUAUGUGCUGAGAAUAUUCAUAUCCUUGAAACACAUUACGGCAAACGUGGUGGAUAGAAACCAUGGUCAUAUUGUAGCAACCUCCUCCACGGCGGAGCACUCCAUUAAACAGUCGCUUGAGUGUGGCCGGUCCUGCAAUGCGAAAGCAGCUGCUGUCGUUGGGGAGGUAUUGGCCAUGCGGCUCAAAGUUGAGGGACUUAAGGAUGGACAAGGAAGAGGAAUUCAUGUCAAUGUAACUAAGGAAAUAGAGAAGAAGGGAUUUAAGAGCCAAACCAAGGUUUGGGCUAUUGUUAAUGCCCUUAAAAACAAUGGUGUUAAACUCAUAGAUGAAGAUGAUGGUAACGAUUCUUCUCCUAGCCAUUCAUAAAAUGUCUUUUGUAUAUCUAUAAAUAUAUUAGAAUGUUUUUGUAUUCCAAUGAUAAUAUAGAAAUGGAGUGAUUCUUGUACUAAGAACAUCUUUGCAAUAUACAAAUACACCUAUCUUCUGUUAUAUUGAUAGUAAAUGUAAAUCAGAAUAACGUGUACUAGAUGCUGUCAUUUUUGUCACUUAGUUCUGUAUUUUGGGCUGCCACUUUCAUUUGGCAUGCAUAUACUGUAGUAGCUGCAUUAGUAACAGAAAUUUUAUGUCCAAACAAAAAUAGGUAAUGAUACCUACAAUGGAAAAAAAUAUAUAUAUCAUAACAGGUCCAUCAUACAAAGUUUCAGUGUUUACACUUUACAGUGCUUAUCCUGCACAACUCUAUAGUUUUAGAGUCUUUCAUGAAAAUAUGUUAGAGACAAAAAUCAUAGAGUUGACCAGACUUAUCAAGAAUUAAGAAGUGAGAGGGAAAAUGAUGUAUUUGUAAGGUUGCUAUUGAUAUAAUAUUCAAAGAGCCAGCCAAGA
Molecule: messenger RNA, 1745 nt
Organism: Arachis stenosperma
Lineage: Eukaryota; Viridiplantae; Streptophyta; Magnoliopsida; Fabales; Fabaceae
Exons: 2
Coding region: 846-1229 (127 amino acids)
Biological process (GO): translation
Cellular component (GO): ribosome
Molecular function (GO): 5S rRNA binding; structural constituent of ribosome
Source: RefSeq, a predicted model, not a curated record